Molecule: messenger RNA, 1515 nt
Organism: Microdochium trichocladiopsis
Lineage: Eukaryota; Fungi; Ascomycota; Sordariomycetes; Xylariales; Microdochiaceae
Exons: 2
Coding region: 188-1258 (356 amino acids)
Biological process (GO): transmembrane transport; metal ion transport
Cellular component (GO): membrane
Molecular function (GO): cobalt ion binding; magnesium ion transmembrane transporter activity; magnesium ion binding
Source: RefSeq, a predicted model, not a curated record
UAUCGCCCCAGAAGUGCUGACCGACACUCGAAUCGAGCUGGUCGAGGCUGUUUUGAAAAGCUUUGUUUUUGUUCUCGAAAGCAUCGUCCACAUCGCAUUAAAUGCACACGCAGGCGUCGCCGUCUCGGGCUCGCACGACCACGUCCUAGUGAACGAUCUUGUCAUCGCGUUUGAGUAUAUCCUCUUUAUGCACGCUUACAUGCUUGCAUGGUUGCGGGAUGUCAUGAAAAACAUGACUGUCAAGAACAUCGUAUACUUCGCGACGGACAGAAAACGAGCUCCGAGCAAGCAGCUUCGCCACAUAAACGAGCGGAUUUUGUCCUUGGUGGACCAUGCAAUGAUAGAGAUUGCGGUUUCGAGCGAGUCCAGCAACAGGAACGGGUCUUUCAUGCUUGCACCCAUUGAGCCGCAUUUUCUUGUCGCAAUCCUCGCGAGUAAUAUCGCGUCCCGGCGCAUCAGGACCAUGUCGGACCAGGAAGUUGAUGUGCACAGGAUGUACCAUCAAUACACCAACUAUCUUCAUGCCCAAAUACGCACGCGCCCACGCAAGAACCUCUUUCCUCACAUCAUCGCUCUGGAAGACGAGCUCACAUGCCUGCAGAACGUCAUCAACUGGCAGCUCAAGUUCUACAACGACCUGAUGCAAGUCCUGGACCCGGACUCAACCCGCGAACCGACAUUUAAACGCAAACAGCAAUUCUCCCUUGAGCAUGUGUUCUUGCAAAGAGCAAUCAAAAAGCUGAUGUCGAGACUGCGACAAGUAAAAGAGCAUCGAGAGCACACACAGCUGCUCCACAAACAAUUGAGGCAUGCGAUCGAGAUCCAGGAGGAGACGGACCACCACGCGAUCUGGGUUUUCACGUUCGUGACUGUUCUUUUCUUGCCCCUUUCUUUCGUAACGAGCUUCUUCGGCAUGAAUCUCGACGGCAUUCGAGACGUGGAAGGGGGCCAAUAUCUGUUCUGGGUCGUGGCUGUCCCCAUCACAUCAGCCGUCAUAGGAGCGUCCCUCAUCUAUGCCUACAGAUGGGAGCAGUGGGUACAAGCAGGGAGGAAGAGGCUGGAAAAUGUCGUUGGCUACGAUGUUUCAGACGAAAACGUGUCAGGACAGACGGGUUGGAAGCGGUGGUAUGCACAGGCCCUGGGUCGAGCAAAGAUUGCGAACGAUGGAGACCACGAACUGGGCCUGAGAAGGCCCCCUGACAGGCAGCAGACCGGCUUCAGCAUGAUCGAUGACAAUUUUGGCGCGUCGAGGCUGUAGGUCCGACGGCGCGUUGGUGAAGCAAGCUUUCCGCGGCCUAUGACGCGCACCUGUCAGAGGUCUGUCCUUGAAUUACCAAAACGGAGAUCGCCAUCGUAUCUGAACCCUUCUGAGCCAUCUGAGCAUGAGUGGGAGGACAAUGGCGUCAAGUUAGUAAACGGCGCAACCAUAUGACACGCAAGGCCAGCCAAACUCCAGCCAUGAGCACGUACGUACGCAUGCAGGCAGAACCAUAUCGAAGAUGGGAUUGAACUGCA